This is a messenger RNA of Acanthoscelides obtectus, 627 nucleotides long. Lineage: Eukaryota; Metazoa; Arthropoda; Insecta; Coleoptera; Chrysomelidae. The record is from the annotation of a GenBank genome assembly.
AUGCCUCACGUCGACAUCUUGUUCAACCAGAGAAAAAUCGAGCCAGCGCAAGUUAAAACGGCUAUCGAUAAUUUUGAAAAAUGUAUCGUCGAUGUGAGCAAUAAAAUUCAUCACAUAAUAAAUGAAGCCAAAAGUAUUUGCACUGUACCCCAAGGCAACAAAAGGAGACGACGUAAUAAUAGCAGUCACGAUCACCGAGUUGCCGCAUUAGAACUAUGCGACAAUAUAAUUUCAAUUCAAAGAUCAUUUGGUAGCCGCAUCCCUUUUUUCCCGGAACACUUUGGAGAAUGCUGUGGUAAGUUUACUGAUGACAAGUUGGAAAGUAUCUGCUUGACUUAUCCCGAAUUAGAAAAAAGUCGUUUAAAGACAGAGUUGUCCGUUAUUUAUGCACGGAAUGACUGCCGAGAUUUACAUGGAACUCUGUCUCUUUCGAAAUUUUUUAUACAAAACAGUUUGGAGGAAACACUAAAAGAAACAAAGAAGCUAUUAGAAAUUAUUGUUACAACAUCAGAGGCUGAGCAAAAUUUCUCAACAUUGAAAAGAAUCAAGACUUUUCUUCGAAAUACUGUGACCCAGGAUCGCCUUAGAGCGUUGUCGAUGCUGUCCAUUGAAAAGGAAUUUAUUUAG